Molecule: messenger RNA, 2829 nt
Organism: Cladocopium goreaui
Lineage: Eukaryota; Dinophyceae; Suessiales; Symbiodiniaceae
Source: the annotation of a GenBank genome assembly
AAUUCUCCAGCAAUGCCGAAGUCGCCCAAGUCCUCCCCGAAGAAGUCGCCGAAGUCGUCACCAAAGAAGGCGAAGGCCAAGGCAGACGCGGCGGAAGCGCAGGAGCCAGAGCCCGACCUUCCCCAAGAAAAGGAGCGCGUCAAACCGAGCAUUGCCGUUUGCCUCAGCUCUGGGCGCACAAUACAUCCUUCUUUGGUGGGAGGAGUUAUUAGCAGACAUCGUCCUGCGCUGGCAGCCUCUUGCUCACGGCUGUUCGCUCCAUGUGGCCAUUUCGCCACGGUGCACUACGUGAAAAGUCGACGAACACAAGUGGCACUGGGGCCGCAUCAGGGGUAUGUCACUGCUGUGUGCGCAGGUUCAAAGCAACCUGACUGUGCAAACCCUAUCGCAACAGGGUCAUCGUCUGGGGAGCUUUGUAUUUGGAACGGCGCAGGUUACCAGAGAUUGGCCAAGAUCAAUGUGGGGCAUCCGGUACUCGCCAUUCACUGGCCAAGUCCGGGCAAUAUCAUCGUGACGUUGGGCCAGCACGGCGGCGAGGCUUGGAUGGAGCGAAUCACUGGGUCCUCACUGGACACGAUCGAGAAAAGCGAAACCUUGCCUCUUCGUGCAAAGAAAGCCGGUCCCAGUGAUGUGUUCGAUGAUGUCGCGGCGCUUCUGGACAACAAGGAGCUUUGCCUGUGGGUGGAAGGUUGGAGCGCCCCUUUGAGGUACUCAAACUCCCGCACAGCCACAGCGGUUGCCAUCGAUCCUCUCAGGAGAUAUGUUGCGGUGGGCGAAGCCGGUGGGGUCGUGCGGAUUUGGUGGGGUGCUUUGGAUGGAGGUCCCGUGGAGCAUCUGGUGCCAGCUCGAUGGCAGUGGCAUUCUGGUCCAGUCCGUGCUUUGGCGCACAGUGGACCAUUGCUUCUGAGUGCCGGAGAUGAAGGUGUUCUGUGCAUCCGGAACCAAGAGGAUGAAACGACAAACUUCAUUCCCCGCUUUUCAAGCGGUUUUCGGCAUCUUUGCGUUUCCUCCGAUGGAAACCUGAUCACGUGCAGCCUGCAGGACAACUCAAUUGCGCUGCUUGAGACUCUUCAUGGGAGAGUCAGGCCGAAAUACAUUCGGGGCAUCGAUCACUCUCUUUCUGAGCCUUUGGCUCGACAAGGCCGAAAGCGCAAAGUGGACUGGUCACGAGACAAGGAUCGAAAACGGGCCAAAGGUCAGCCCGUUCGACUCCUUCACUCCUUGGAAGGCGGUCUGGUGGCCGCCUCCUUUGGUCGCCGCGUGACGUUUCUGAAGGGCCCAGAGGAGCCGGAGCCACAGGAUACCUUUGAACUUCAUCACAGAGGCCACAACAGCGAUCCCAGGCAUUGCUGGGCUAUACAACAACUGGCCUUCAGUUCCAGUGGAUCUUGUAUCAUGACAUGCGAAGGUCGCAUAUCUCCAGCACUGGAGGACUUCGACCCUUCCUCUGCCUUUGGCUGUUUGGUGAAGUGGUGGCGACGAGAUGCAGCCGGGGAAUACAUCCUGGACAGCAUCUCGAACAAUCCGCACCACGCCGAUGUCACAGUGGGAAUCUCAAAUCCUGCGGAAGAAACGGUGUUCUUCACCGCGUCGCGAGAUCGACAUUUCAAAAUUUGGGAUCACAUCGAAGCACCUGGCGCUCCACAGACGGAGGAAGGUCAGACGAAGAAAUGCUGGCAAUGCGUGGCUGCCGGGCAAUGGCGCAGCCCCAUGGUCUCAGGCUGCUUCAGUCCUGAUGGGAGUGUGGUGGCGGCCGGCGUCAAGGGCAAAAUCCUGCUGAUGAAGGCUGAAGAUGGAGAAGUCACAGACCAGUUGCGCUUAGAGGCCUCAGACACGCCAAAGCAACUGUACAGCGUUGUUUCCCAUGCCUUCUUGCUCCUCGCUUGUGUCGAGGGAGCCAAGGACGAAAUCGUUUGUUGGGACUUGUACUCCUUGGAGGUCCUCACGAAGUUAGACCUCACCACGGCCCUUCCAGGCCAGGGAAGUUUAGAGAUGCGCUGCUCGCAACUGGAGAUGUUGGUCUUCCGUUCUGGGGAGGCCACCUUUUCAACUUGGUGUUUGGAAGCCAGCGCCGGCGAAGCGGAGACACCGAAGAAGAAGAGGAAGAAGGAAAAGUCGGAGCGAGAACUGGGUCGUUGGCCCACUCCCAAUCUGACCUUCGUUGAGCAGGUUUCAGCCAAGCUGCCAGAGGGCAAUAUCCAGGAUAUGGCCUUCCACUUCGUAGAAAGUUCCACUGAGGAAUAUGAGCAUUCGCUGCGGCCUUCGCUGAUGUGUUGGACCUCCUGCGGCCUGCUGUGGAACCUGGAUUUCUCGGGUGCCGAGCCCCAGCUGCGGCCAGAGGAAGCUCCUGAGGAGACGGCUGCAAGUGCUUUGGGCAAAAUCACCGGUGGACGCACCACGGUCAGUAAAGCAGGGCCCGUAUCGCCAUACCCGUUGCGCACCACUCCUGCACAGCAGGCUGGCCUCGUGCCGCGGUUGCUGCAACGCAUUUUACCUCCACAAGUUCCAAGUCAUAUGCUGCCAUCACCUGCUGUUUUAUGGAGGGAUUUCUUGUCAAUUUAUGCUAAGCCCGUGGGAGACGAUCCCGUUUCAGCCCCACUAGAGGUGGACGAUUAUUCCUCACAGUUUGCCUCUGAGAUCUCUCAGCUUCCUCCAUCAGCACCUGCACCGCCACCUGCUGAGUUGGUGGACGAGGAGUGGAUGGAUUCGCUAGUUGAAGCCAUGUGAUCUCACCGAAAAUCGCUUCACUGAACCCAGAUUCUGCACUUAAGACGGAGUCACGGAUGUUUCACCCGUCGAUCCCGGCACUUUGCGAAAUCGCCAAGAAAA